AUGGUCAGCAAGUACUACUAUCACGGUUCAAACGAUGCUGCUGACUACCUCUCAAAGGAACAACCAGUCGUUAUCACCAAUCAAUCCUCUCGUUCGAUAGGAAUGCAUCGACGAGCAGCACUCAACGUCACGGCGAGAUUUUCCUUGACCGCGACCACUAUCGGUCAAGAUUUGUAUCUAAUUGGCGGCCAGACUGCUGCUGACCCCACAAAAAAUCCAAUAGCAGAUAACAUAUUACAUGUCGAUUAUUCUUUGAACGUAGACGAAGAGAAUACAAAGCUAGCCGUGCAGGGACACGGAGCUGCUACAGUCGGUUCGAAAAUACUAAUAUUCUAUGGGCAACAAUCUCUGACACCUCAAGUGUUUGCUGCUCCCAUCCAGCAAAUAGACCCAACAACCGGUGUAGUGUCUAAUUUCCCCAACAAGGGAAAUAUACCGGCCUCACGUUUCGACCAUACCGUCACUGUUGUAAAUAAAAAAGCCUAUAUAAUUGGAGGAAGUACUCCAAAAGGAGUGCUCAAAGACGUUUCUUACUUUGACUUGACUACAAGCACCUGGCACACGCUCGAUGCAACAAAAUUCCCAGAUAAUGCGGCUAUCUCUGGUCAUGCUACAAUCGCUGUAAACAACCUUUUGAUUUCGUGCUUUGGCAUAGACAAUAAAAAUGCAUUGAGAAGCGACUGUAUUAUAUUCGACACCGACAAAAACGACUUUGUACAAGCAAUUAUCUCUGGAACGACUCCUCCUCCGCGUUCUGACGCAACCAUGGUUAUCGGUAAUAGCACAGCUGAAAUACUGGUAUUUGGCGGAAUGGACGUUAGGAAUAAAGCGGCAUUCAACGACAUGUACAUCUUGAAUGCUUCUGGUGCACCCACUUUGACGUGGCAACAGGUGAAAGUAAAUGCAAAGAACAAUACUUUUAUUCCAUCGCCAAGAGGAGGACACGUUGCCACUAGUCUAGGUAAUAACACAGUCAUGAUGGUAUGGGGCGGUAUCGGGCAAGGUAGAAACAUGGCCGACUCUUCUAUGUACUUUUUUGACCUAACUAAUAUGCAAUGGGUUGGUGAGUCAGAUGCCCAAAACUUAAUUUCGGGCUUAGGAAGUCCGAAUACGACAACCAAUACAACCAAUACAACCAAUGGAUCUACUGAUAAUACGGGCUCACACGAUGAAUCGUCAGGCGCUAUCAUUGCGGCUGUACUUGGCACUAUAGUUGCAAUAGCUCUAUUAAUAUUCUACAUGGUAAGACGAAGGAGGUUACGAAAGACUGCAUCAUUCGAUCGUGCUGUAAACAACGAUCCAUACAUUCGCCCUGGCGGUCAACUCAACGAGAGCCUUUCAGACUUGUCACUAAAUGAGAAUGCCGGUUGGUACGCGGGGCACUCGGAUGAACCAGUUACUGUCAUGACAGAUAAUAACAUGGAAUUUAAAGAUCCGCAGCCUUAUGCAGAUUCAAUGCGGCGUCCAUCAACAACGUCCGUCGAAUCGGAGAAACAGAUGAUCAUGCACGCCCAAGAAAUGUCCAACUCUUUACCUCCGAUGCCAACUGUCAUGCCAGCUACCGUUCCAAAGCCUGACUCGUUACCUCCAAUGCCAAGUAUUGGUUCGGAUUCACAGUAUUAUACUCCAGAAAACACUGAAGCAUCAUCACCUAACCCAUUAUCAAUGCCCACACCACCAUAUGUACCAUAUAAUCCUCCCAGCCCUUCUCCCAAGCCCGUGACUUCCAACCGUAGUUCAGACUCUUCACACUCUAAGAAGGGUCACAGAAGAACGUCGUCAGUUUCAUUGACGGCUGCUGAUUUGGCUCAUCACAUGUUCCCUAAACCGCCAUUACGUAAUUCUGUGUCUUCAACACGAUCUUAUGGUUCACAGCGACCGUUCCAUCGUUCGCGUUCCUCGUUGUCACAAGUUUUCAGUCCCGAUGCCGACGAACCAGAUUACGAGCUUUCUAGUAACCAUUCAAAGAAACCGUCUACUGCUGCUAGUGAUGUCGUACACGCUAUUGGUUCUCCCACACUUCCAUCAUCACCAUUGUCGUAUGAUAAAGAGUUGAAUAACCUCUCAGUGCAGCAUGACGAAAUGGAUGUCUCUCCGAUAGACCCCGAAUUUGCUAAAAUUAUUAACGGUAGUGACACAAUAGAAAGUACUCGACACAGUAACGAUGGUGGUUCUCUAGAUCAUAAAGAAAUUGUUGCCUCAUACGACGGACAACGUAGGGACAACGAACCUUUCCAGUUCCCACCCAGGAAUAGCACAAGUGAACCGUCAGACGACGCGUCAGAACAAGAUCACAUUUACCACGAAAGAACGUUAUCUUACGAUCGCUUACAAACCAUAAGAGAAAGUGAUGUGUUAGACUCUUAUGCCAGGGAGCCAUUUAACGGAGCAGAAGUCGUGGGAGACUCGUCGAUUAGUAGUGAAGAAAAGAAAAAACUAUCAAAGAAGAAGAAACGAUCAUCAGGCCGAGUAUCGUUUGCAACUGUUCAUGAGAAAAUAGAGUUCGACGAGACAGAGUCAUCUCGGAGCGUUUCGUUAGCGAAUUCAAUGGUUUCGGCAAUACCUGAAGAUGGCAUCAAUGGCGAUGGUAACCUCGAACACUAUGAGGAACCAAAACACGAGAAUAUUACCAAUUCAAAGGACAGCAAUACUGAUAUUCGUCCCCUGCGAUUAUAUGAAGAUGAUGAAAACGGGGCGAAUAGUGAUUCGCGAAUAAGUCGUUUCAGUUUUAGUGUUUAUGACUUUACGACCAACGAUCCGAUGCCCUCGAAUGCGGCCGCAAUAAUUGCAAAUGUCCAGGCGAAGAAAGCAGACGAAUAUCGUCCGUCAUCACCGGUGCAAAGAAAGCCAUCGCCAGACAUCCGAAAUAGUAUUGCAGAAGUUGCCAUAGAUGGAGGCGUUCUUUAUGCAUUGAUAUAG
This is a messenger RNA of Paraglomus occultum, 2919 nucleotides long. Lineage: Eukaryota; Fungi; Glomeromycota; Glomeromycetes; Paraglomerales; Paraglomeraceae. The record is from the annotation of a GenBank genome assembly.